Molecule: messenger RNA, 3425 nt
Organism: Spodoptera litura
Lineage: Eukaryota; Metazoa; Arthropoda; Insecta; Lepidoptera; Noctuidae
Biological process (GO): protein ubiquitination
Molecular function (GO): ubiquitin protein ligase activity
Source: RefSeq, a predicted model, not a curated record
UCUAAACGUCAUUUACGUCACUCAUUUCAAAAAAGUUAGGUUAAGUUGUCAAAUCCAGUUUCACGUAUUAUUUUGUGUUUGGUUGUAUGAACGAGUAAUAUUUCCUUAUAAAAUCUUUAAUUAAACUGUAGCUAUUAAAAAUGUUUCUCUACCAAGGCCCUGUGAAGGAAUUGGACGAUAAAUUCGUCACUUUAAUUGGUAAAUUUGUAGCCGAUAUUAAACAUGGGAAGAUCCGAGGUUCUACCAACAGAGUGCUGGCGAUGGUGACACUGCUGGAAACCAUAAUCACAGAGUCUCAAUAUACUACAGCCGUAGAUCUAUGCGGCGCCAUCCGUGCUGCUGGUCGGCAGGUAAUGGCUGCUCUUCCAAACGAGCUGGUGAUAGCCAACGUAGCUAGGAGGCUGCUCAGAGCCAUCCGCGAUGAGAACAGAGCUCAAGGGAAUCAGGGCAUAGAAGGUUCUGGAGAGAGUCUACAGCGGUUGGUGCUAGCGGCUAGCGCUCGGCGUGCCACGUUAGGUACAGCCCAGCAUGAUCUGAGAGAACCUUUGAGAGAUUAUAUCGCUGAGCUGCGAGGCGAGCUGGAAUCCAGCAUAUCUAGUAUAUGCGGUCAGGCCCGGGAACACGUACAUGGAGACGAGCUGAUCCUCACGUACGGAGCCAGCCCCAUCACGGAGAGGUUCCUCCGCGCUGCAGCUCCUCGGAAGUAUAAGUUGAUAUUGGCUGAAGGACCUGAUCCUACUGAGAGCCAUGCGAUGGCUAACCGUCUGAGUGCAGCCGGGGUGCCGGUGACCGUCAUCAGCGCAGCUUCCAUCUACGCUGUCAUGUCACGAGUUAAUAAGGUGGUGAUCAGCGUGAAGGCAGCGCUGGGUGGUGGCGCUAUACUGUCGGAGGCUGGUGUCUUCUCCGUCACUCUAGCUGCUAGACAUUAUCGAGUACCUGUGCUGGCUCUAGUUCCCCUAUACAAAUUGUGUCCGAUACACGACUUGACUCCCUUCAACUCAUCCGGUUCGCCUCAUACAGCACUGUCAUACGACCACCACGAAGCCACAAGCGACAACGUGCACGUGUACGCUCCGUUGUACGACUUCGCGCCGCCAGACAACGUCACCCUGUUCAUUACCAAUCUUGGCGGCAGUUCCCCAUCCUACAUGUACCGUAUGCUGUCAGAAUUAUACGACCCCAGCGACUACUUAUUAAUAAUCCUUGUGCUUGCAAAAGUGUCGCAGUGCAGUGUGUCAGUGUUGUGUUGUUUGGUGUUAGUGAGGCGGAGCGGAGCGUUGAGCUCCGGCGUGUCGGCGCGGAUCGAUAAAACGAGCUGGUAUGGCGCAGAGGUCAUGAGCCAGGGGGGCUCAAGAAGGCCCUAUUCGCGCGGGGGCCCGCGCUGGCACCCGCGUUACAAGGACUACUGGGACUACGAACAAAACUAUAGCGAUGGCAGCAGCGCAGGCAGUCCAAAAGAGGCGUGCGUGGCGGCGUCCCCGCCCCCUGCGCCGGCGCCGGUGAAGCGCGACGUGCGCCACCACCACCCCCACUCCCAUCCCCAGCAUGUGCAGCACCAGCCACACGGGCAACACGUCCAGCAUCCACAGCACAUGCACCAUGAACAACAUUCAAGACCGCUUAGUAUAGGCGGCGGAGCGGGCGGGUCUCGGCGCGCCGAGCGUCGGGCCGCCGGUCCCUCCGAAAGACGCCGAACAGAGAUGCGAGUCAGUCCAGGAGGUGCCGGACCUUCGGCAGACCCUCCACACAUGAUGCAUCAUCACCAUAUGGAUACCAAUCCCUUAGAAGGCUCAGUGGAGUCCAUGGUAAGCGGCGCAGGUUCCUCAGACGGGGAGCUAUCUUCGAAGGCUGGAGACAGCCCCAGCAGAAAGCGGAGGCGGAUCUCCAGACAUCUAUCGUCAGGGGAGAGCAACGUGUCAGUGUCAGCGCCGGCCGUCGAGCGACGCACGCCCAGGCAUCACUAUCAACCUCCCCGGCGGAUGCGAUACGUGAACAACGGUGCGGGCACAUGGGCGGAGAGGCUGAUAGAGCCUCACGCGCAUCCCGCGCAUCCAGCCCAUCCCGCGCAUCCAGCGCAUCCCGCCCAUCAUACGCAUCACACGCACCACGCACAUCCACAUCAUACGCCAUUGUUACUGGAUAUCAAUCAGAUGUCAGUCCGCGGCACGCGGCUGGGCGCGCUGGGCGGCGUGGGCUGGCACCACGCGCAGCACGCGCAGCACGCCACGCACGCGCGCGACCACGCGCAGCGCACGCAGAUGGGCGGCGUGUACGCCGGGCUCCAGUACCACGGAAGCUUCGCCCCGCCGCCACCGCCCCGAGGUCCCUUCGCGUCGCCACCGCAUCCACACACACAUUACAUUACAAAUUCUCAGCGAGCUGAAGGCGGUCGGCUAGAGAUGGUGGGAGGCGGUGAAGGCACCCUCUCCCCCCUGCAGCCGGCCACCGACCUGCAUCACGCACCGUUAUUACUUGCCACUGAGGCGCGAGGAGCUCCCAUUGAGCUGAUGGCGCCUCACCACGCGAGGCAUGCACUCUCGCAUCAUCACCACCGUCGCAGCGGCGGUGGAGUUGGCGUGAAUGUAGGGGGAGGCGUAGGAGUGGGAGUAGUAGGGGGAGGAUCCCGCGCGCGACCCUAUGUACGACACGCGGCGCGGUGGCCACAUCAUCCACUGCACCAUAUACAUACACAGGGCGGCGGCGGCCUGGUAGGCGCGGCGCUCCCCGCGCACGUCCAGGCACAACUACACGUCGCGCAACCACUCUCUCUGCCGCCACCACCACCCACUUACCAGGUGUUCUUAAACCUCCUGGCGAUGUUCCCCCUAUCCCCCUACGCUGAAGCAAGGGGCGCCGGCGAGGAAGGCGCCGAAUCCACAGAACCAGAAAACUACGAAGCCCUAUUAUCACUGGCGGAGCGCCUAGGCGAGGCAAAGCCCCGGGGCCUUGCUAGACACGAAAUUGAAGCCCUACCAAGCUACAAGUUUGCCGCAGCGACGCAUCGCGGCGAACAGACGAGCUGUGUAGUGUGUAUGUGCGAGUUCGAGGCCCGGCAGUUGCUCCGCGUACUUCCUUGUGCGCACGAGUUCCAUGCUAAGUGCGUGGAUAAGUGGCUAAGGUCAAACAGAACCUGCCCUAUUUGCCGCGGCAACGCAUCAGAGUACUUCAGCAAUACGGAGUGACUUACAUACAACGACACAUCUACAAAUAACAAUAACAUACUGUCUGUCUUUCAACUCUUAAUACAAGCCAUGUAUAACAUAACAUAAAAUUGGUCAGAAGUUGGGGUCACAAUUAUAUGUGUGCACCUUUGUAAAAUGAUUUUUGUAACAUUACGUAAUUGAAAAGAAUCGUUUUCAAACAUAAUAGGGACGAUGACGGAGUAUGAAAAUUAAAAAUCUAAUUAGUCCGUCAGUUAGGUAAUG